Messenger RNA from Ailuropoda melanoleuca (giant panda), 1336 nucleotides. It is a transcript of the gene GFER, whose product is annotated as growth factor, augmenter of liver regeneration. Gene Ontology annotation, molecular function: flavin-dependent sulfhydryl oxidase activity; flavin adenine dinucleotide binding. The coding region runs from base 74 to 694 and encodes 206 amino acids. Gene Ontology annotation, cellular component: mitochondrion. Gene Ontology annotation, biological process: liver development. The record is from RefSeq and is a predicted model, not a curated record. The transcript is spliced from 3 exons. NCBI's taxonomy places the organism in Eukaryota, Metazoa, Chordata, Mammalia, Carnivora, Ursidae.
CGCGCUGGCCUGGAGACCGACUUGGAAGCCCAUCUGGAGGCCGAGCUGGCCCGGCAGGCAUUGCGCGGGCAAUAUGGCGGCGCCCGGGGAGAGGGGCCGCUUCAGCGGCGGGAGCCUCUUCUCCUUCCUGCCCGGCGGCGCGCGCUCAGAGGUGAUGGACGACCUAGUGACGGACGCGCGCGGCCGGGGCGCGGGGCGGAGAGAUGGCACCGCCUCGGCCCCCACGCCAGCCCCGGCGCCGACCUCCGAUCCUCAGGUCGCCGAGGACAUCUCCGGGAGGCGGCCCUGCCGGGCCUGCGUGGACUUCAAGACGUGGAUGCGGACGCAGCAGAAGCGGGACAGCAAGUUUAGGGAAGAUUGUCCUCAGGAUCGCGAGGAGCUGGGCCGCCACAGCUGGGCUGUCCUCCAUACGCUGGCCGCCUACUACCCCGAUCUGCCCACCCCAGAACAGCAGCAAGACAUGGCCCAGUUCAUACAUUUAUUUUCCAAGUUUUAUCCGUGUGAGGAGUGUGCUGAAGAUAUAAGGAACAGGAUAUGCAGGAACCAGCCAGACACACGCACUCGGGCAUGCUUAACCCAGUGGUUGUGCCGCCUGCACAAUGAAGUGAACCGCAAGCUGGGCAAACCGGACUUCGACUGCUCGCAGGUGGACGAGCGCUGGCGCGAUGGCUGGAAGGAUGGCUCCUGUGACUAGAUGGUGGCCGGCAGAGCUGUGGGACAGUAGCCAGGGCCUCCGGGCAGCCUGGCCAGAGGGCGACGGGGCACUCAUUAAAGCGCAUCAGAGCCAGAGCCUGUUGUAUGUCAGUUGGAUGGUCCCCAGACACUGCGCAGGGGGCCCUUUCCCUCUUAGGUUGGAGGAAAAGCAGAGGUGCCUGCUGCAAGCACCCCAAUGGCGGCUCCUCAGCCAGGGCCCCGUGGGCUGCAGGUGAAGGAGGCAGGAGCAUCCCAGGCCGUGCCUUCCAUUCAGGAUGUGGCCUGCUAACCCCACAUCCUGACUUGCCUGAGCGGGAAGGUGACAGGCCCGCCUGGGCUCCCUGUCCUGCUCCUUGAGGGCGAGGCCAUUGUCUCCCAACCCUGUAGCCAGGGACAGUUGCAGUGUCUGCAGCUCCAGAGGCUGUGUGCUGUUUGUGAUUCAGAAACGAGGCCCCGGGGGCUGAGCUCUCCCCCGGCUCAGUGCCUACAAGGAAAGCACUAGUAGGCUGGUUCUCUGAGGGUCCACCAGCACUGCCGCCUGCCUCCUGUCCAGCACGUACCUGUACCAGGCCUGUCAAGAGGCUUUGUGGGGCCAGCAUUCUCGGAGCUCGAGACCAAAAUAAAAUGGUAGAGAAGUGACUGA